AUGUUUUUAAAAAAUACUGAGACGCUUCCACUGCGUAGUUAUUCUAAUGAACCACGUAGAUUAACCUGGUUGAAUACGGCGAUUAGAUGGUUACUGGGGGCUACGAUUGGUGCCUUUAUUCUCGGCGCUGUAUUCAAAACCCAUGUAACUGUUCCAAAUCUACUCAAACCCAAAGUCAGUAGACAGGAUAUUCUCCAAGGCGGCAUCGCUCAGUACUCCCCUCAAUACGACGUGGACUGGGGCGUACCUGAUCAAUUACCUCAAUCUUGUACCAUUGAUAUGGUUACUAUUCUUGAACGUCACGGCGCUCGCUUCCCCGAUCACAAACCUCGUAAUGAAAUGGUUGCAACUAUCGAUAAACUGCAUAACGCUAAAAGACCUGCAAAGCACUCCAAAUUAAACUUUGUUAGCCAUUAUGAUAUCAGACAAACCCUCGGUGAGGAAGACCUCGUUUGGAUGGGUCGUCAACAAGCCUAUAACUCUGGAAAGCGCUUCUUUGAUCAGUACAAAGAUCUUAUUGACAAUUCUUUCCCUCCUUUCUAUCGCGCACCAAGCUCACCUCGUGUCAUUGAGAGUGCUCAGCUCUUCCAAUUGGGUUUCAACGACGAUCCUAUUUGGAAGGCUUACGACGAUCUUGAUGUCAUCUUACCAGAAGGUAAAGCACAUAACAAUACACUGGAUAUCUCAAAUUGCCCACUCGCUUCAAACCAUUCGACUACUAUCGGUGAUGAUGUUUCUGAUGUCUAUGCUUCUCUGUGGACUCCUCACUGGGCCAAGUGGUGGAAUGACAACUUUCCAGGUGCAAAACUUGAACACAAAGACAUUGUCAAUCUCUUCCACACCUGUGCCUUUGACACUGUCGUCAACAAUGGCUACAUCAGUGAAUGGUGCAAAAUGUAUAGCCUAGAAGAUUUUCAUCACUACUCCUACUACUUGAUCUUGCAAAAGUACUACGAUUCGAGCUAUGGUCAUCCACUUGGAAGGGCUCGAGGUAUUGGAUAUGUCAACGAGCUCAUUUCGAGACUGACAGGUGAACCUGUGGUCGAUUCAACCUCAACAAAUCAGACUUUGGACGCAGAUCCAGCGACAUUCCCAAUACCACCAAAAGAUAGGAAUCAAAUGGGUCAUAAAGUCUUUGUCGAUUUCAGCCACGACAGCUCAAUGGUGAACAUAAUCUCAGCAUUGGGACUAGCAAAGCCACCUGGACUUAGGCACUUGCCCUUCCUGAUAGACAGAAGAGAACCAACACCAAAUUACCUAUUUGAUAUAUCCAAGUACACACCAUUCUCGGGUAGAAUCACGUUUGAGAAGAUACAUUGUGGUGAAUCGAUUGGUGAGUACGACGCAGAGGAGGACUACGUACGCAUCAAGAUGAAUGAAGGUGUUUAUCCGCUCAAAUUUUCCAAUUGCGGUCCUCUCGGCCAGGAGAAGGGCUUGUGUCGGCUGUCUGAUUUCAUCGAGUCGCAGAGGUGGAGCAUGGAGGGAGGAAACUGGUAUGAGUGCUACGAGGACUAA
Messenger RNA from Wallemia ichthyophaga EXF-994, 1515 nucleotides. RefSeq names its product 3-phytase A. The transcript is spliced from 5 exons. Gene Ontology annotation, molecular function: acid phosphatase activity. The record is from RefSeq and is a predicted model, not a curated record. NCBI's taxonomy places the organism in Eukaryota, Fungi, Basidiomycota, Wallemiomycetes, Wallemiales, Wallemiaceae. The coding region runs from base 1 to 1515 and encodes 504 amino acids.